Sordaria macrospora k-hell is the source of this 489-nucleotide messenger RNA. RefSeq lists its product as uncharacterized. The record is from RefSeq and is a predicted model, not a curated record. NCBI's taxonomy places the organism in Eukaryota, Fungi, Ascomycota, Sordariomycetes, Sordariales, Sordariaceae.
AUGCAACCCAGCUUGGUCUUCAGUACCUUGGCCACCCUCAAUGUCGCCGUUGUCGCCGCUCUUCUCUCCACCUUUAAAGAAGAUGCUCUCGUUACCCGCGAUAACGUAAAGCCCUUCGGUACCAAGAUCUGCGUGGAUGUCAACUUCCGUGGACUUUGCCAAACCUUUUCUAACACGACAACGGGCUUGGGAUUUACUUCAUGUAUUCGUCUCGACGAUAGUCUUAGGGGUCUCGCCUCCUCCGUUGAACCAUUCGAGAAUACGCUAUGCCAUUACUACAUGCUGGACCGUUGUGAAUUGCCGAAUGACAAUCCUGAUAACUUCGGCUGCGCGGUCUACGGCGUGCAUUCGAGUAUUCCAGACUUGAAGACGAAGGCCGCGGCCGGAAUCAGUUGGGGGUCAAAAUGCAAUGGUAUUAAGAAUAUGGACAAGCAGAUCCGCAGCUUCCGAUGCUUUCCCAAUCCUUGGCUGGGUGGCCUACCAACCUGA